GUAUAGGCUCCUUUAUUUCUAAGAUCAGCAAAGAUUUGAACCAGCAGCCUCCUAGCCUUUAAACUGGCAACCUUUGUUGAUGCACGACUGAAGGCUGCAGUGUGGACAGCUUUGGCAGUCUGCGCAGUGAAGCUUCUAUGUGCUGGCUUUCCUAAGAUUAGUCCUUUUUAAACUGCAUCACUGUGCUGAAAGGAAGCAGAAAGAAAAACCUGUGGAGUAUAAAGAGCUUCUGGCAAAAAAAGUGUCUCCAUCUAAAAAAAGAAAAAGUGCUAAUGUAGGAACUCUUUAUGUAUCCUUGAUCUGCUUGCUGCAUAUUUUGACUGUUAUUUCAUCCUUCAUAUAUUGUCCAAUCCUAUGCAAGUUUGUUUGAGCCUUAAAAUAUGAAUUACGUGGGACAUCUUGCAGGACUUCUGGUUACUGUGAAGGAACUUUACAAAGGCAUUAAUCAGGCUACACUUUCAGGAUGCAUUGAUGUCAUUGUAGUUCGGCAACAAGAUGGUACAUACCUGUGCUCACCAUUCCAUGUCCGAUUUGGAAAACUUGGUGUCCUGCGUUCCAAGGAGAAAGUGAUUGACAUUGAAAUCAAUGGGGAAGCAGUUGAUCUUCAUAUGAAACUGGGUGAUAAUGGAGAAGCUUUUUUUGUACAGGAAACAGAAGAAACAUUUGAAAAACUUCCUGCACAUCUGGCAACAUCUCCCAUACCUACAGAAGAUCAAUUCUUCAAAGAUACUGAUGAAGAUUUGCUAAAGCUGGGUGAAAAUGAAAGGAUGUGUCAAAGCUCAGAAAUUUCACAAAUUGUGGAAGCAGAGCCUGUUUUUUCCUGUGGGUCAGUAAAGAAGAAAAAGCGUAGAAAAAGAAAAUGUAAACAAGAUGCCAAAAAGGAAGAUCAAAUUUCUUAUCCUGGAACUGAAGAAGUAUUUGAAAUGGAAAUAAGCUCAGAUGAUGAGAGAAGCAUUCAGCCUAUGAGAAGCUCCUCAGAUUCACCACUGAAGGAUGAAGAUUAUAAAGAAUCACUGAUUUACCACUCAAAGGACCAUUACCCUCUAUCAGAUGGAGACUGGUCUCCUUUAGAGAACCCAUUUAGCCAGCCAUCCUGUCCUAAAAGUGAUUCAGAACUGGAAGUUAAGCCUACAGAGAGCUUACUUAGAGCAGAGUCUCACAUGGAAUGGACGUGGGGAGGCUUUCCAGAAUCUACCAAGAUAAACAAGAAGGAAAAGUUGGAGCAUCCUAGAACAGCUACCAUCACUCCAUCAGAGAAAACUCAUUUUAGGGUCAUAUCCAGCACCGAUGCAGUUGAAGAUGAUAUCUCAGUGAAUGAUUCUGUCUGUACAGUACUGAAACCUCAACCAAGAACUCAUCCUCUACUUAAGGAACUUGAUAUUAAAGAGAGACUUUCUUCUGAAGCAACAGAACCUGUCUUGGAAAUUCUUCAAAGUUUAUCUGCAUAUGAUUCUGAUACUCUCCCCAGUCCAUUGCUGGAUUCUCCAUCAGAAAUUAAACCACCAGCAAAACUUGAUUCUCCAUCAAAGAAAAAGGGGAUACAUAAGAGAAGUCAGCACCAAGGGCCUGAUGACAUAUAUUUGGAUGACCUGAAUGCUUUGGAGCCUGAGGUUGCUGCUCUUUAUUUUCCUAAAAGUGACUCUGACCCAGGUACGAGACAGUGGGUGGAAUCAGAUACCCUCUCUGGUUCCCAGUCACCACAAUCAGUGGGAAGUGCAGCUGCAGACAGUGGUACAGAGUGUAUGUCUGAUUCUGCAAUGGACUUGCCUGAUGUUACAUUAUCUCUUUGCGGAGGUCUUACUGAAAAUGGAGAGAUAUCUAAAGAAAAAUUUAUGGAGCAUAUCAUUACUUACCAUGAAUUUUCUGAAAACCCAGGACUAAUUGACAAUCCUAAUCUGGUAAUAAGGAUAUACAACAGGUAUUAUAAUUGGGCAUUGGCUGCUCCCAUGAUUCUUAGCUUGCAAGUAUUCCAGAAGAGCUUGCCACAGGCUACAGUUGAAUCUUGGAUUAAAGAUAAGAUGCCAAAGAAGUCUGGAAGAUGGUGGUUUUGGCGUAAGAAGGACAGCUUGAUUAAGCAGCUUCCAGAGACAAAGGAGGGGAAAUUGGAGGCUCCCAAAAAUGACUUAUCAACAACUGCAAAGGGUCAAGUUGAAAGCCGGUGUACAGAUGAUGAUUCUUCUAGUGAUGAUGAAGGAUCACAGGAACUGAAAGAAUCCUUAAAAAUAGAUUCUGCUUCGCUUGACCACCCAAGCCAUGGUGCUACCUCUUAUAAAAAGUCACUUAGGUUGUCUUCAGAUCAAAUUGAAAAACUGAAGCUUAGAGAUGGCCCAAAUGAUGUUGUGUUCAGCAUUACAACCCAGUAUCAAGGAACUUGCCGUUGUGCCGGGACUAUAUAUCUGUGGAACUGGAAUGACAAAAUAAUAAUUUCUGAUAUUGAUGGGACAAUAACUAAGUCUGAUGCUUUAGGACAGAUUUUACCACAACUUGGCAAAGACUGGACACAUCAGGGCAUUGCAAAGCUUUAUCAUUCUAUUAAUGAGAAUGGCUACAAGUUUCUUUAUUGUUCCGCUCGUGCCAUUGGAAUGGCAGAUAUGACAAGAGGGUACUUACACUGGGUCAAUGACAAGGGAACAAUCCUGCCCAGGGGUCCAUUGAUGUUGUCUCCCAGCAGUUUGUUUUCUGCUUUCCAUAGGGAAGUGAUUGAAAAAAAGCCAGAGAAAUUCAAAAUUGAGUGUUUAAAUGAUAUCAAGAACUUGUUUUCACCAAGUGAACAGCCUUUCUAUGCUGCUUUUGGGAACAGAACGAAUGAUGUGUGUGCCUAUAUGAAAGUUGGAGUUCCUGAUUGUAGAAUAUUCACAGUCAACCCAAAGGGUGAACUAAUCCAGGAACAGACAAAGGGAAACAAAUCUUCAUAUUACAGACUGAGUGAACUUGUGGAACAUGUGUUUCCACUUCUUAAUAAAGAACAGAGUUCUGCUUUUGUGUGCCCAGAAUUCAGCUCCUUCUGCUAUUGGAGAGAACUACUUCCUGAGGUGAACAUAGAAGACUUAGCUUGAAGUUGAACAGCAUUCUUCACACACAACCUCUUUCGAGAGAGGCCACUCUAUCCUUUACGUACCAUGUGUCUUAUUAAAUACAGGAAGCGCCAUGGGUGUGGCACAAGCCAAUGAAAUGCAAGGCUGAUCUCCCUUUGUUCUUUAGACAUCCUUACUCAUUGAUUUAAGGGACUGGAAAAAUAACUAUCAUUUGAAAUAGCAGACCAUAAGGAAGAUAGAGGACAAAAAAGAUGGAAACCUAGUGGAAGUGUUGCAUUUUUUAUAUACAAGCCACAGUGGAUGCGUGUGAUGUUAUGUAUAGUAAACUUCUUAAUAUAUCAUCUAAAGGAAGCAGAAAAAGUAUGUAGAACAGAUAGUAGAGGAUAUAUUAGGCCCAUUGUAGGAAUUAGAUCUAGUACUUAAACCAGCAUUUAAGCUGUUUUUGAUAGAACAUAUGAGAUGCUCAUUAUUCAGUUCUCCAGACAUGUCUUAAGAGUUUAUCAGGUUGUUAAUGUGUAAUGGGCACUCCUCAGUUUUUCUACAUCUAGAAAGAAGUGGAUAUUUUUAUUAGCACCCACUCAUGGUUGUUCUGCCACUUGCAUUUUUAAACACUGUACAGUGAUUGGACUGUCUGAGCUGCAUUUUCUUUGUUGCAGCAUUUUUGCUUCCUAAGCUGCUAUGUGAAAUUGGAAAUCUACACCAUGGUAAGAAGAUUGUUGCUGCCACAGCUGUACUGUGUGCAGUGUAUAGGUCAGUAGGCAACAUAUACAGCAAAUAUUCAGGGAAAAACUUUUGUUUUUUUAACAGAGAGAUGAUGUAUAUAGUCAAUCUUCAAAACUGGAACUACUUUUAUGCCUUUCCAGAACUCUGUAUCAGGGUUUUUCAGUUUGACAAAAGUGGUAUAGGACAAUAGGAUCCAAGUGAGAAAUACUAGGUGUCAACUAUAAAUAUCAAUUCUGAUAUUAUAAUUAAACAUUUUAUAUGUCAUUUGUACAAUGGAUCCAAAAGAAACUGAAGUCCUGAUUUAAGUAGCUUGUCUUACAUUCUUUCUCCUGCUUUUUCCCCUCUUUCUACUCAAAGUUGAAAUAAUAUAUGUAAAUAUAUUAGCAAGUUUUCAUCCCCACUCCCCCUUUAAGGCAGUUGUAGCAUACCAUAAACCUUCUCAGACUUGAAGAGUUAAGAUUAUUGAAUCUUCAUAUAACUUGAAGUUUGACCAUUCUUGAGAUUUGAUUCUGAGAUGGAAUGCUUGCUAGUGCUUUUCCUGGUAACUUGAAGCAUCCAUAUAAAUGUAUCUAAAUGGUGUAUUCUUUCCAGAUAUGAACUACUAAGCUUACUCUUCAAGUUUACUAUUGAUUCUGGUUUUAUAUUGAGUUAGCUAUAGUGGUAGUGCCUAAGGACUAAAUGUAAAUGCAGCUUUCUCAAUGAAAGCAUAACCUGGGUCAUUUCGAUCUCUCACAAGGCCAGAACUAGGGACAUGGCUUGAUCAUUACUGAAUUGUACAAAAAAUAAUUAGACAUUUCAAGGCCCAACAUUUUGCCAGAGAUUAUAGCUAAUAUACUGAUAUUUAUAAUUGGCCUUGAUAAACAAUGACUGACCUGUACUCUGUGGUCGAUCUAAAACUACUUACCUAUUAGACAUUAAAGGUGCAGUCAUAUGCAUGUUUAGACAUGCUGGCUGUGGAAUGCUGGGAGCUGUAGGACUCUUCUUUUUCUAAACAUGCAUAGGGUUGCACCCCAAUUUACAGUGCAUUCCUAUGCACUGUGCCCUGGGACUUACGAGUAUCAAAUGUAGGGCAGAUGAUGGACAGAUGGGAUCCUCUAGUCCAUGCUCCAUCCACCCUGCAGUUGUUGCUUGACACUUGAUUUUGAGCAUCAACCCAAGGAGCUUUGGAGUGCAAGGGGGGAGGCUACAUUGCAUAGGAAGCUGUCUAAAGCAGCUUCCAGGUCUCCUCCCCUUCCUGCCCCCAGGAGUUUUCGCCCUCUCCAUGCUCGGUUUUACGAGCACAGAGGCAACCACUGCAGUUCAUGUGGCUGCAAGGGGAAGGGGAGCGUGGUGUCCUGGCUUCAAGUUCAAAGCGCUGUCUCUAGGCUUGGAGCCAGGAAACCAAAAAGCCUAUGUCCCCACCCAUCCCAGACGCUGUCUAGGGGACAUAGGAUUGCUCCUUUAAUGAAUUAACAAAAUAUUUACAUUUACCAGCAGAAGGAAGUACAAAAUAUAUGGCUCUACUAAGUAAAAGCCUGCUGGAUGGGAUAAAAUUCACUUCAGCAUAUAAAACCUGUUCACUUCCUUAUUACCUUGCAUUCUGUAAAGCAUUCCAAAAACUUGAAAUCUUCUUCACUCCUUUGAAUGGAAGACUGUGGAUUUCCCCCCUCUACGUUCCUGGGUACAAUCUUAUGCAGAUUUAGAGAGAAAGAAGUUCUAGAAUUUCCAGCCUGGCUGUGAAUUCUGGGAGUUGUAGGACUUUUCUCUGUCUAAACACAUACAGGAUUGUGCCCCAAAUUAUUUAUUCCACACUUACAUUAAAGGUUAAGUUCAUCUUGAGUGGUUAGUUUGCUCAUCAAAAAGCAACAGCAAUGUCAGCUGAAAUAAAAAUUUCUGUGACAAAGUGGUUCAGGUAAACAUUAAGAAUUUCCAAAAAGCUUCUGGAAGGAUUCCCCUUCAUAAUUACAGACAGGCAAAAUACUGCUAUUUGUACUUUUAGUGCUCUUGAGUCAUCUUGAUCCAAACCGUUCAUUUAGAAUAAAUAUAUGCACUUCUUAAAAUGGUAUGCUGUUGUUUAUGAUCUGUUGGUCUCACUUGGGAUAGACUAUGCAGACCAUUGAAUACUUAGUUUGGAUUUUACCUCAGUGACUCUAGAGCUGGCCAGUGACAGACAAUGCCCCAAUAGUGAUAGACAAGCUCACAUUUGAUCUGUUUCCUUGCUGUAGUGGAAAUUGAUGGUUUGGAACUGGCUUUGGGAAACAAAUCUUGUACUACAUCUAUUUCAGAUCAGCACAAGCUAACUAAUUCUUUCCAUGAAAGAGAUGGACAUCUGUGUUUAUGAACAAGCAAUCCUUUUAAGGCUGUUUUUGAAUAUGCAUUUCCUUUUAUUUUGGAAAUGUAUUGAACAGCUUCUGCUGCACCUAACUUAUUUACUUGGAAUUUGUCAUAAAGUGGAUGUGACCAAUUUAAAGUAAGGAGCUGGGAAAUCAUAGCCUAAAUCUCUGCAGCAUUUAUAUAAAAAUAAACAAAGCAAACUCUGUUUGUUAUGCAAGAAAACAAUCAAUUGUUUUGUAUUGCAGUGUAAGUUUUGGGAACUCUAUGUUCAGACUAGUAUUUUGAGGAGAGAACCGAUGUUUGCGUGUGUGUGUGUGUGUGUGUGUGCGUGCGUGCGCAUGCGUGCGUGCAAUGGAAAAGAAGGGCAGAUGUAACUCUUUAAAAUAUUACUCUGUUGCUAUUAUAAUACUGGAAAACUUUUAACACUUAGCCAAAUUACAUGACUCAGAAUUCAAAAACUCUAAAUGGAUUCAUUUUAUGCGAGUAUGACUAUGUGAUAUAAGUUGAUAAUUGGAGUGCAAACCAUAACUAAUAAGGCAACUAAUGUAAAAUAUCUCAUAAGAUAUAUAUUAGAAUUGAUGUCUUUGAGGCUAGCCUUUCAGCUAAGAAAGCUGCUUCUGUUAAUCAGCAAAUCUUUGAAGCCUUUUUUGGAGAGAAAAAUCUGCAUUGUAGUUAGUUCUGAAUGCAAGGGAGGACAGAACUCUUCAGUACAUUCUAUUUAAUUGUGUUAUGAACAAUUUUGCUUUGAUAUAGCUUUACUCACUUAUUAAUCAGUGAACAUUCCAAUACAGUGUUUUUUGUAAAGACUGGGUCUGUUAGGAAAAAAAUAAGUCACUUCGUUGUGCUUAAUAAAAUUGACAAUAAAA
Molecule: messenger RNA, 6937 nt
Organism: Elgaria multicarinata webbii
Lineage: Eukaryota; Metazoa; Chordata; Lepidosauria; Squamata; Anguidae
Gene: LPIN2
Product: lipin 2
Exons: 22
Coding region: 381-3056 (891 amino acids)
Biological process (GO): fatty acid catabolic process; cellular response to insulin stimulus; triglyceride biosynthetic process
Cellular component (GO): endoplasmic reticulum membrane; cytosol; nucleus
Molecular function (GO): transcription coactivator activity; phosphatidate phosphatase activity
Source: RefSeq, a predicted model, not a curated record